CUGUUGGACCGUGCGGCUUUGAUUAAUUGUAGCAUCCGCGGGGCGAGUUGUGGACGUUGGAUUGUGCUUCUUUGACUUUCACUGCGCUUCUUUGACUUUGACUUUGACUGUGAUUGGCGGCUCCGGCUCAUCAUCGCACGGAAAGGACGGUAUUGUGGUCUUCAUCCGUCCACGUCGUCGUCGUGAGAGAGAGAGAGAGAGAGAGAGGACGUUGAGAUGGCUGUGUUCAUCCUGCGCAUGGCCAGUGCAAGGUCAGCGAUGGCGACUUUCUUCUCGGUGGUGAUGUGGAUGGCUAUGGCGGCGCUACCGGCGUUGGGGCAAUGCAAUUUCGACAUCGAGGGGUAUAAAGACACCCCCCCGACCGUUCGAAUCUGUCCGGAGGGUGAUGUGCGGCUCAACCAGACCAACGGAGUUGGACCUAUCAUUCACAAUGUCAAUGGCACGGCGAAGAAUACAACGACGGUGAACGCCAAUGGUUGUGGGCUUUCGGACUCGAAGAACGGGCCCUGGGAUUACGAUACGUGUAAUAGAGUGUUCAGUACCUGGGGCAAUCUAGUCCACAAGAGGACUAUUCAGCCGGAUGUGAAGAACAAUUUUCUGAACAAGUACGUUAGAAUCAACAUCACUCAGGUCACUUAUCCGGACAACAGCAAUUGGAACGGACAGGACUGUCUCGUCAUCAAGACGCCGAGCAAUUACACGUGCCCGGCCUAAAGUGCGAAAGAAACUUCUGCGAAGUUUCAGUGGCGCUUCAGUGUCGCGUCGACGAAGUUUCUUUAACCGGUCAAGUACCGAGAGAGAACAGCAGGUGUAACGGGAGGGCCAGACUCGAGAUCCCGACGAAUUUGACGUCGGACAUGACGGACAGAAGGCCUCGUCAUCAAGACGCUGAGCAAUUACACGUGCCCGGCGUGAAGCGCGAAUGGAACUUUUCGGCGAAGUUGUAGUGACGCUUCAGUGACGCGUCGACGAAGUUUCAUUGACCGGCAAAGUACCAAGAUAGAACAGUCUGAACAGCAACUGCAACGGGAGGGACACACUAAACAUCCCGACGAAGAAUUUCACUCACGUGCCCGGCCUAAAGUGUCCAUAGGUAGAUAAAUUGAUAGAUAAAUAGAUAAAUAGGUAAAUAGAUAGACCUAACUGAAAGUGCGUGGAAGUGAACUUUCUUAGAGUCGAGCCGGGCUGGCAGCAUCAGAUGUCUGGACAAAUGGACGUGAAAGUUCUGGGAAACUUCAUUGCGGUUGAGGGAAGUUUCACUCACCUCUUUGACCGUUUUGAAGAAGUUUCAUGGACUGCAUUGACUACGCGUGUUGCCGUUGGUGGCGUCAAAUAGAAUGGAAAGUUCCUUGAGACUUCAGUUGAACAGGCAUCAGGCAUCGUCAAUGCGGAGAGUACGAUGACGGGUCGGGCAGACAAUGAUAAUGAUGACAAUGAUGAUGAAUGAUGACCGGAGAAAACGAUGAAGAUGAUGUGUGGCAGAAGUCGUGAGUCCGUUAGAUAGUUAAUCAAAUCAAAGUCAAGCGUGAGAGGCGGGAAUUUGAGGACGGUAUCGUUUGGGUGACGAAUGGGGAAAGUCAGUUGUAAAUUGACAAAGUCAAAGUCAAAGCCAGUUAGUUAUGAAUUGUCGGUCAAAGUCGAACUUGAGUGGCGGGAAUCUGAGGACGAUAUUAUGCGGCCAAAGCAUAUGGUUCGAGUCAGUUUUUAAGUGGUCAAAGUCAAAGUCAGUCAAAGUCCAAGUCAAAGAUGGUGAGAAUGGUAGGCAAAGUCGAAAGGCGGCUAGGGGUCGUCAGUCGAAGUGAGUUAAAGAUUGUCAAAGUGGAAAGUCAGUUGUAUAUUGACAAAGUCAGUUGUAUAUUGACAAAGUCAGAGUCAAAGCCAGUUAGUUAUAAAUUGUCGGUCAAAGUCAAACUGGUUGUCGGUCAAAGUCAAACUUGAGUAGCGAGAAUGUCACGACGAUGUCCUUCAGUUGAGGCAAAGGAUGGAUCGGGAAGGAUGGAGGUAAAAGUCUAAAGUCAACACUGUCGGUUAAAAGUCGGUAGAAGAGAGGGAGGAUACGCCAAACAACAUAUGAAAGAUUGUCAUUCAGCAGAUGAAGGAUAAAAAUCGACUUGUCGU
Chara braunii is the source of this 2118-nucleotide messenger RNA. Lineage: Eukaryota; Viridiplantae; Streptophyta; Charophyceae; Charales; Characeae. The record is from the annotation of a GenBank genome assembly.